AUGCUGACAGCCAGUCCAGAACACGAUAGAAGCAUGUCUCCCGAGGCCUUGUCCUCUCUCUUCCAGCAGCGGCCCAUGCGACCUCUUCCCAAGCGACGGCUCAGGGAGCGUUUGUCACCCGAAGUUGCAGACACGAUCGAAUACCCUCCGGCGAGCCAAAACUCGAGUCCUUUGUUUCUCUUGCCGGGCAUUGUGCGGGACGAGAGGUCGUCUAGUGUGGGAAGAAACUACACUGUCAUUCGGGAUCCUGGAUAUGAGGGCGCACCCAUUGCAAACCACGAAGCAGGCGAGAGUGACGAGGAGGAGGUAAAGCGGUUCGCCAGUAGCAAAGUCGUCCGUCGAUCACACCCCGAGAUUUUGAGUAGAUCGACCCCGCAGUCGAACAGAUCUGGGCAGUCGAAGCACGCAAAUCACCAACCGGCACCCUCUACGACCUCUUCAGUGGACGGUUACGAUUCGUUCGAGAACACCAAUAACAAGAAGAAACGCAAGAUUCCCACUGCUGGCGAUAACACAUUGAAUGGUACGCAUACUCUUGCCGACAUUACCGCCCUCGGAAUCACGGCUACCGCUGGUUCGCCCGUGACCGACAAUGAUCAGUCCGGCCCCGUGGGAUAUCUGGUCCUGGAAGAGGGCGUUUUGGUCGUUCAAGAAAUGGCAGAAGUCCGCUUCGAGCAUUAUCAGUCUCUGAAGCAGCCAACAGCUGGGUGGGACGAGGGCCCAAGAUCCGGCAGCCUCAAUGGGCCGCAAGUUCCACUUAACACUGCCAGCUACCACAUUGUGUGUACCUGCAGGCAAGAAGUAACUUCGCUAACCCAUCGUCCUCCUCCAGACGAAAAUACUGGCAUCAUUUCCAACGCCAUCGCCAACGCUGGCAAGGUCUUCUCGGAACCAGGUCAAGAGAACAUAAGCUUGCUCUCUCAGCACUCGAACACGUCCAGGCCGCGACCUGCCUCGGCCCAGUUUACAUUCACCUGUGAUUCUCAAGUACCUGGUACCCAGUGGCCUGGUAUGGACCCUGCGGUCCACUCGUCCCUUCCAGCUUAUGGUGGGGCCAGCCGGACCAAACACGCAUCGAUGGGAACCCAAACGGCCGCGGCAAACGCUGGCGCCAACCAGCAGGGCGCGCCUGCUCAAGGCAAUGCGGGCGCACCAGCUGCCGCCAAGAAGAAGAAAUCUAGACGUCGCGCGGAGAGGGACCUCAAGAUGGCCGCUGCUCAUCGUCGCCGUGAGGCCAGAGAGAAAGCCUACCACAACCCGCCCCGUCCCGAGGACAUGUGGAUAUGCGAGUUCUGCGAAUACGAGCAGAUUUUUGGCGAACCGCCCUACGCCCUCAUCCGACAGUACGAGAUGAAGGACCAGAAAGCCCGCCGCCAGGAACAAGAAAGAAAACGGCUGCUCGAGAAGGCCAAGGCCAAGAGCCGCAAGGGCAAGAAGGCCAACAGUGGCAAGCCUGGUGCUAAGAACACUGAUUCGUCUCAGCCGGAGCCGCAACAGCAGCCUCACAGAGUUGACGGAGGGCAUACGGACGGAACGCGCUCGCAGACCAAUAGCACGGACGAGGAUGAAGAGGGGUACCAUAAUGGCGAAUCCGACUACGACGGCCGCUCCUUCACUCACGAUGACCCGCCCAUGACACUCUCGGACGACCCAGACCCCGAAUACCCCGACGACGAACGCCUGGCAUGUCCCUGUGCGUCCUGCGUGGCCGGCGCAGGGCACGCAGGGGUGCCCGCCUAG
This is a messenger RNA of Verticillium nonalfalfae, 1740 nucleotides long. RefSeq lists its product as uncharacterized. The transcript has 4 exons. The record is from RefSeq and is a predicted model, not a curated record. NCBI's taxonomy places the organism in Eukaryota, Fungi, Ascomycota, Sordariomycetes, Glomerellales, Plectosphaerellaceae. Bases 1 to 1740 code for a protein of 579 amino acids.